CCGUCUCUCUCUCUUUCUCUCUCUCUCGCUCUCUCUCUCCCCACCUGCGCACCAUCGCCGAGCCGGUGAUUCACGCUCUCCCCUUUUCAGACCGAUACACGGAUCAUACAGUAGGCUAGCAUACGGAUUGCCUCCAUUUUAACCUCCAAAAACUGACACGCAGGACGUUGGUAAAUUUCGAUUCAAUUUGUGAAUGUUUCCCGGCGUAUUUGCCUUGUGAUGGAAAUAAUUUAAUAGAAGACCCCAGGCUUGGCGAACCAGGAAUACGCGAUGCUGCGAUGCUGGACCCACCCGAUUUGAAUCUCUUGUUCUGCUAAAAGAAAAAUGGGUAGGCUCGAACUUGAAGCUAGAACAGCGCAUGCCCGGAUCGGCAAAAUGAUUUCAGCUGGAAUAUAAGCAGCAAAAAAAUAAUUAAGAUUUGAUGCUUCAGAUGCAAAGAUACGCAUCGAAGGUCUGAAGCAGGAAGCUUCUCUAUCACUCUCAGUAGCUCAGUCAUUCACUUACAUACACUUUUAAACAAGUCACACAUACAGUGCAACACACACACACACACGCACACGCACACGCACACGCACACGCACACGCACACACAUACACAUACACACACACACACACACACACACAGGUGCGCGCGCACACACACAUACAUAAUGGCUCUGGAGAACUCUGUCUUCACCCACCUCCCAGAAGCCCUCUCUCUCCCGGUAUCUGAGAAGGGGGAGGGGCCUGUUGCCGAGGAAACCGGUCCCGCCCCGCCCGCUGGAGUGAUUGACGUAUCGGAGGAGCUGGGGCACGUGGUAACCACGGACACAGCCGCGCCCCCCGAGAAACCGGUGGCUCGGUCGUUCCAGUCCAAACUGGCUGCCCGCGAAGCCGAAGCGGCAGCCCGGCCGACCAGGAAGAAGAUCCAGCCUGAAGGGCAAAUUCGGGGCAAAUUCGGCUGGGGCCGCAGCAAGCGCAAAAGGCAGCGGUACGUGGAGAAGAACGGCCGCUGCAACGUCUCGCACGGAAACAUGAGGGAGACGUACCGCUACCUGACCGACAUCUUCACCACCCUGGUGGACCUCAACUGGCGCUGCUCGCUGUUCGUCUUCGUCAUGGCCUACGCCGUCACCUGGCUGUUCUUCGGGGCUAUCUGGUACCUGAUAGCGUACUGCAGAGGGGACCUGGAUCACCUGGAGGACGAGACCUGGACGCCGUGCGUGAACAACGUCAACGGCUUCAUCUCGGCCUUCCUGUUCUCCAUCGAGACGGAGACCACCAUCGGGUACGGGCACCGCGUCAUCACGGACCAGUGCCCGGUGGGCACCAUGCUGCUGCUGCUGCAGGCCAUCCUGGGCUCCAUGGUCAACGCCUUCAUGGUGGGCUGCAUGUUCGUGAAGAUCUCGCAGCCGAACAAGCGGGCGGAGACGCUGGUGUUCUCGCGCAACGCGGUCAUCUCCCUGCGGGACGACCGGCUCUGCCUCAUGUUCCGCGUGGGCGACCUGCGGAGCUCGCACAUCGUGGGCGCCAACAUGCGCGCCAAGCUCAUCAAGUCCAAGCAGACGCAGGAGGGUGAGUUCAUCCCCCUGGAUCAGACGGACAUCAGCGUGGGGUUCGAGACGGGGGACGACCGCCUGUUCCUGGUCUCCCCGCUGGUCAUCUCCCACGAGAUCGACGCCCACUCGCCGUUCUGGGAGAUGUCGCAGGCUCACCUGGAGAAGGACGACUUCGAGAUCGUGGUCAUACUGGAGGGAAUGGUGGAGGCCACCGGUAUGACGUGCCAAGCUCGGAGCUCCUACCUGGCGGAGGAGGUGCUGUGGGGUCACAGGUUCAGUCCCAUGAUGUCACUGGCGGAAGGAUUCUUUGACAUAGAUUACGGGGCUUUCCACCACACGUUUGAGGUGGACACGCCCUCCAGCUCGGCCCGAGAGCUGUCAUUGGCCGCCGCCCGACUGGAGGCUCACCUCUAUUGGUCGAUCUCCAGCCGGCUAGACGAGGAGAAGUGGGACGGCCCCAACCUGACGGGCCAUUCGGAGAAGCAGCCCGGCAGCGGUUCGGCCAAUGGGAAGGGAGGCGUCGGGCCGACGUUCGCUCUGGGCGAGACGACAGAGACCCAGGACCAAUCAGGCCAAGGGGAGCAGAAUGGCAGUGUUACCACAGACCAAUCAGAGUCCGAAGCUUAAAGAAUGAGGAAGUGAAAUGGAGAGUGUGAAUAAUUACUGAUCCAGAGCUGUCAUGGCAAGCUUAUUUUAGCAUAGUAUCUAUCAGACCUGGGUCAAAUACGUAUUUAUUUUGGAUUCAAAUACGCUUUACUGAUCUUGUGUCUGGUGUAUUGGAACCAAUGAAAUACUAUCAAAAAGUGCGAACUCUGCCUUCUAGUCAUUUUGGAAGGCUCAGUUACACCGGGCAAGAUCAGUGGAGCUCAGAAAAGUAUUUGAAUCCAAAACAAAUACAUAUUUGACCAAGGUCAUAGUAUCUAUAUAAAACAAUACUUUAAUUACACAAGGAGGAGAUUUGUUUUGCUAUAGUAGAGACAUGAUUUCUUCAUUAAUUCAAUUAUCACGCGUCUAAAACACAGAAUUACAAAUUAAACAGUUUAUUGUCAGGGGCGUCCACUCUUAUCCGAAAUGGGUCGGCAUGGGUGCAGAUUUUUUUGUUUGAGCCCAGCACUACAAAAACCUGAGUCAGCUAAUUAACUAAUAAUCAUGGUCUUCAAUCGAGACCUUUAUAAGUAGAAUCUGGUGUCUUGGUGUUGGGCAAGAACAAAAAAACCUGCACCCCACACUGGCCCUUUUCGGAUAAGACUGGACACCCCUGGUGUAUAUUAUAUAAUAUAAUAGUCCCCCCCCGCGAUUGUGAAGGCUUGCUGGUUAGAGAACGUGACAGUAAGUAAGUCAACAGUAUGAAUAGCUGACUCAGCAAAUUCUGGAAAAUGUACAUUUGCUUACACUGGUAGACUUACUGGUCUGGCCUGUGGCAACACAGCUAUUGGAGAUGGAUGUGGAAAUUCAAUACCCUGCACACGGGCGCUGGAAGACCCCUUUUACUGGGGCACGUACCCCAGUAUUGAUCCGCUGUGCCCCAGUAAAAUCUCGCGUUCGAGAUUUUUUGUAACAAGCUCCUGUAUUUGGCAGUGGAUUAAUUUAGAUUCAUAAUAACGGGAAAGGAAUGGAUUUUUUUUUUUCUAAUCCACAAUGUCAGAGCAACGCGGGUUUAACCCAAAAUACAAGCUGGGGCGCGCACCUUGCGGUCCGGGCCCGUACGCCGCGGCGCGCGCGUUACUGUCCGCGCGCGGCAGUGUGCGUGUCGCAGGCAUUCCAGAAAAUAAAUUGUGUGAUUUGAGUAGUGGGGGGGCCUGCGCCCCAGUGGAGCGCUAUGUCUAGCAACGCCCCUGACCCUGCAUCUUGGGUUUCAUACGGGGCGGGGCUGAAAGAAAAAACGCAGCGGGUAUGUUGACAAAUAGAUGAUAAUAUAAGAGAUUCAGAGAGAGAGACAUAGAGGUGCAGGUGGAGUGCCAACAAAUGAAUGAGAUCAGUAUAAACAGACAUCGGUAGAUGCCCUGGGAAUGACUGAGAUUAAACCACUUGGGAUAGAGAUGCUUAAAAAAUAGUACGGUAGAUUUAGAAAAACUGAUUAUACAAAUAGAAUACUUUUGUAGGUAACACCACAAUUGCCCUUUAAGGUAAUAUAUUUAUUGAUAUUUAUGCAUAUAUCCAGGAAAAAGAAAAACAUUGUUGAGCAAUCGGCUUAUAUAUAUAUAUAUACGUUUAGAACAAUAGACUGAUAUAACAAUUACCUGAGCCAUCUUUAAAAAUUAAGAAUAGACUAAAGGAAAUAGCCACAGGUAUAAGCGGGAAAACUAGAUGAAUGAAUAAACCACCAUAGAUAUCCCAUCAAGAUCGUCCAUAAAAACCUAUCAAUGUUCAGAUUUACUUAUUUAAAACAUAUUAAUUUAUUUAUGAUUCAUUUUAAUAAUACCGCACGUAUUAAAACGGAUCUAAUCUAAGUGUGUGUGCAAUAAGGUCUUUGGGUAAAAUUAGGUUUCACUUUGAAAGGGUCACAGUUGAAACAUGGCACUAGAGUUCAGAAAUACCGGUUAGUAUUUUUAUGAAUGUCGAAAACGUUUUCUCACAUCCUGACGAAAAGCACAACAGUAUCAAAACUCAAUAUAAUGCUUCUGCUGCAUCGUAGAUAAGUGGGGAAAAAACUUACCUGCUGUGUUUUUAUUAUUAAACCAAUGUAUUAGAAAUAAUAAACUUGUUACCACUGAGUUUUGGGUUUUAAAAAAUUUAUUUAUUAUUAUUUUUUUUGCAUAUAAUGGAAAACUAAGUUUAAAUAUAUCUGUAUUUUUUACAUAACCUGUCUGCUUACCUGUCUGUCUUUGUAACCAUGAGUUCAAUGUCUUUUACAUUACAGUGCAUUGCUUUGCUUCA
Molecule: messenger RNA, 4415 nt
Organism: Anguilla rostrata (American eel)
Lineage: Eukaryota; Metazoa; Chordata; Actinopteri; Anguilliformes; Anguillidae
Gene: kcnj9
Product: potassium inwardly rectifying channel subfamily J member 9
Exons: 8
Coding region: 651-2165 (504 amino acids)
Biological process (GO): potassium ion import across plasma membrane; regulation of monoatomic ion transmembrane transport
Cellular component (GO): plasma membrane
Molecular function (GO): inward rectifier potassium channel activity
Source: RefSeq, a predicted model, not a curated record